AUGACCUUCCUUCACUCUCGUCAGACUCUAUUUGUUGCCUCUAUCACAGAGAACUACACUGCCUUUCUUGAUGGAACUGUACAAUCAGCUCCAGAGUCUGCACAGGCUAUAACCACAGUCCCUCUUGAUUUAAAUCUCUGGCAUCAUCGCUUUGCUCAUCACAACUAUGCCGAUGUCCAAAAGAGGAUUAGAGAGGAGCUAGUGACUGGUCUUAUGCUGGAUUCAAAGCAGCAGCCUGACCCCAUUUGCGAACCAUGUCUGGCCGGUAAAAUGCAUGCCAAUCCCUUCCCUACAUCGGACAGUCAUGCCUCCAAACCCCUAGAAUUAAUUCACACAGAUGUCCAUGGACCUCUGCCUGUGUGUACACACUCAGGAUAUCGGUACUGGAUCACCUUCAUAGAUGAUUACAGCCGAUUCAGGGUUGUGCUAUUGCUAAAGGCUAAGAGUGAAGCCUUUGAUGCUUUCAAGCAGUAUAAAGCUUAUGCUGAAAAUCUGCUUGAAGCAAAAAUCAAGGCUGUCCAGGAUGACAAGAGUGGGGAGUACAUGUCCAAUGCCUUUAUACAGUUUACUCAGGAGGCAGGGAUUGAGCGCAGACAUACCACGUGCAAUAGACCACAGCAGAAUGGAGUUGCAGAGCGAGCUAAUCGCACAAUGGACAAUGACAUCACUGCUAUGCUAGCAGAGUCUAAACUGCCUCCUUCCUUCUGGGGAGAAUGCAUUGCAUCUAUGGUGCAUGUCUGGAACCAUCUGCCUACAGCAGUGGUGAAGGGUGCAACUCCCUAUGAGCUGUGGUACAAGCGGAAGCCAGAUGUCAGCCAUCUUCGUGUUUGGGGCUGUACUGCCUAUGUGCAUGUGCAGAAGGAUCAGCGUACAGGUCUGGGACCACACAUGCAGAAAUGCGUGUUUAUUGGUUAUCCUGCAGGAUACAAGGGGUGGAAGUUCUACAAUCCUGACACCAAAAAGACUAUAAUCUCAGAACAUGCUGAUUUUGAUGAGCGCUACUUCCCUGGCCUCAAAUGCACUCCUGAUAUUCCUCCUCCACCCCCUAUGUCAUUUUCACCUGCAGACAUUAUUCCUCUACCUGUAGCACCUGUACCUGGACAGGAUUUAGGGGGAGAUGGUGCACAUGUGCCAAAUCCUAUACCUGGUCCAGUUGCUUCAGAAGCUGAUCCACCUGCACCACCUGCACCACCUGCACCUGAGCAUCCAGUAACUCCACCACCUCCAGAUCCUUCAGAGCAUCAUAGAGUUCCAACUCCUCCUCCAUUUGAACCUAUAGAUCAUCAUCCAAUUGCUCAGUGCCGGGUACCUCGCAACAUUAGGCCCACCUGGAAAAUGCAAACUUCACCACCACCUGUGCAGGAUGCAGAGUCUGAGGACGAGUUGGAUGUGAUAGAUGCAGAUGCUGACUUUGUUGAAGUCCAGUUUGCUGGUCUAUCUGCUGGAGCAGGCCCUCGGACCUAUAAACAGGCUAUGGGCAGUUCUGAUGCUGAUAAGUGGCAGCAAGCAGCCAAUGAAGAGAUUGUGUCUCUAAUGGCCAAUAACACAUGGGACAUUGUUCCACUGCCACCAGGCAAAAGGGCAAUAGGCUCAGGCUGGGUGUUCAAGGUGAAGCACAAUGCAGAUGGUUCUGUAGAGCACUAUAAAGGCAGAUUAGUCGCCAAGGGUUACAGUCAACGCCCUGGCUUUGACUACACAGAAGUCUUUGCUCCCACGUUCCGUCAACCUGCAUUGCACCUUAUUCUAGCUCUCGCUGCAGCAGAGGAUCUAGAACUUCGCUCUGUGGAUAUCUCAUCUGCCUUCCUAAAUGGAGACUUGGAGGAAGAGAUCUACAUGCAACAACCUGAGGGGUUUCACCAGGGUGGUCCAGAAAUGGUCUGCAGGCUAAAUAAGUCACUCUAUGGCUUGAAGCAAGGUGCACGCCAGUGGAACAAGAAGCUUCAUGAGGUGCUCACCAAAAUGGGCUUCACUCAUCUUCAGUCUGACAGAAGCAUCUAUGUGUACAUUAGGGGAGAUGUGCGCAUUAUUGUCCCAGUCUUUAUAGACGAUAUGACACUUGCUUCAAAGUCCAAGAAGGCACUUGAUGACACUGUCAAGGAGUCAAAGUCAUAUUUUAAACUCCGAGACCUUGGAUCUACCCAGUUUCUGCUAGGCAUAGACAUCAAAAGAGACCGUGCAAAGCAUACCAUUUCACUCUCACAGCGCCAGUAUAUAGUGGAUAUGCUGGAGCAUUAUGGUCUCUCUGACUGCAAGUCUGUCAGCACUCCUAUGGAUCCUGGAGCAGAGCUUUCAAAGGCUCUUGCACCUCAGACACAGGAAGAGGCAGAAUAUAUGCACAAAGUGCCUUAUCUCAGUGCUGUAGGGGCACUGAUGUAUUUGGCCAUCACCACUUGUCCAGACAUCAUGUUUGCCAUUGGAUGUCUUGCGCGUUUUAAUGCCAAUCCUGGUCCUGCACAUUGGAUUGCUGUGAAGCAUGUCUUCCGCUAUCUGAAGGGCACAAUGGACUUAAGGCUGCACUAUGGUCCCAGUGAUGUAAAGGAGUUCUUCCUAACCUACACGGACUCAGACUUUGGUGGUGAGAGGGAUAAUCGUCGCUCCACUGGUGGUUACCUUGUAAAAGUGGGCACAGGUGCUAUUAGCUGGAGUAGCAAGCUUCAGUCCCUUAUUGCCCAAUCCACCACAAAAGCCGAGUACAUUGCUGCAGUUGAAGCAGGAAAGGAAAUCCUCUGGAUGCAUAAUCUUCUCACAGAACUGGGGUAUACAGUGUCCAAAGUCUCUACACUUUACAUGGACAAUCAGUCUGCAAUCAGUGUCUCUAAAAAUCCAGAACAUCAUGGCAGAAUGAAGCACUUGGAUCUGCGCUUCUUCUGGCUUCGAGACACCGUGGAGGCAGGUCAAAUUGCACCAGUAUAUAUUCCUACUGCAGAGAUGAUAGCGGACAUUUUGACAAAGCCCUUGCCGGCGGCAAAGAUUAUCUACUGCCGCGAGAUGAUGGGCUUGAGUGUUACAAAGCUCCUCUCUGAGGAACGCGCGGACGACUUCCGCCUCUACCUUUACCGAUCACGUGACAAUGAUGUCACAGAGCCUAGACUGACCAUGUGA
This is a messenger RNA of Sparassis crispa, 3102 nucleotides long. RefSeq lists its product with no specific name. The record is from RefSeq and is a predicted model, not a curated record. Gene Ontology annotation, biological process: DNA integration. Bases 1 to 3102 code for a protein of 1033 amino acids. NCBI's taxonomy places the organism in Eukaryota, Fungi, Basidiomycota, Agaricomycetes, Polyporales, Sparassidaceae. Gene Ontology annotation, molecular function: nucleic acid binding. The transcript has a single exon.